GCCGGCGUGAGUCACGGCGGGGCUCGCCUUUAUAACGGCCGGGAGGCUCGCGGGAGCCGCCGCGCCCGCCCGCCCGCCGCUCCGCGCUCCCCCGAGCGCGCCCCGCGCCCGCGCCCCCCGCCGGCCCCAACGGCCGUCCAGUCCCGCGGGCGCCAUGAGGAGCCCGCGCUGCGCCCCGCUCCUGCUGCUGCUGCUGCUGCCACCGCUGCUGCUCACGCCCCGCGCGGGGGACGCCGCCGUGAUCACCGGGGCCUGCGACAAGGACCCCCAGUGUGGUGGAGGCAUGUGCUGUGCUGUUAGUAUCUGGGUCAAGAGCAUAAGGAUUUGCACACCUAUGGGCAAACUAGGAGACAGCUGCCAUCCACUGACUCGUAAAGUUCCAUUUUUUGGGCGGAGAAUGCAUCACACUUGUCCAUGUCUGCCAGGCUUGGCCUGUUUACGGACUUCAUUUAACCGAUUUAUUUGUUUAGCCCGAAAGUAAUCACUUUAGAGUAGAAACUUUAAAUGUGAAUAACCACAUGAUGUCUGUAAAGUCUUACUUGUGAUUGUGCCAAACAAAUAAUAUGCCAGAAAGAAAAGCUCUUGCUUCCUCAACUUUCUAAGUAACAUUUUUAUCUUUGAUUUUUAAAUGAUGGGUUUUGGGGUUUUCUUUGUUUUUUUACUGAAAGGGAAUUUUAAUUUUGGAUAGAAAUAUAAAGUAUAAGCCAUUAUGGAACUGGUUCUCAUUUCCCUGUUUGUGUUUUGGUUUGGUUUGGCUUUUUUAAUGUCAAUAACUUACCCAUUUUCACAAAAAUGAGGAACAUAAGAAUUUGGUAUUUUGUUACAGAAACAUUUUUUUUUCUCACCUCCCCAUCUGUGCCCCACGACGUGUACACACACACACCCUUUGGUCUCUUCCCUCUUACUCCUCGAAGAAUGUUAAGGCUCUCACUUUCUUCUUCUCCAUUUCCCUUCUCUCCUCUUCAGCAUGUUACAGUAGAGGGUCUGUGUCCUGUGCCUGGCAAAAUCACUGUCGAGAAUCAAGCUUUUAGCCUGAUACUUAAACAGUGGAAAGAGCGUGCAGUUGAACUAGACACGCCACUCCUCUCUCCUGGAGUGGAGGCUGGGAGUGCUUCUGGAACUUUUCUAAACCUGUCUAUCCAGUGGACCUCAGCUCUGCUCCUUGGUGUGAGGACACAAGGAAUGGAAAGCCAAAUUAAUUUAGUCCAGAUUUCUAGAUUUGGGUUUUUUUUUCCUAAAUAAAAGAAUUCUUUUCCAAUACAAUAUUACAUUUAUUCCUUUUUCUUUUUAUAAAGUUUAUUUUUUAAAAAAAAUCUCUGAGUUAGAGAUAUUCUAGGAAGUAUCACUUGAAGAGGAAGUAUUGAUUUUACUCUGGCAUACCACUAGUUACCAUUUUUAAAUUGGUAUUAAAUUGUCAUCUAAACUUUAUUUGUAACCGAAAGGUCGAUUAUAAUGGAUUGUCUGACAUCCUGCCAUUUGUACCUGUAUCAAUAUUGCUGUGUAAAAAUUCUGUAUCAGAAUAAUGACAGUACUGUAUAUCAUUUGAUUUAUUUUAAUAUUAUAUCCUUAUUUUUGUCACAAUCGUUGUCAGUUUUUAUUACAAGCAGAUUUCUAUAUAGGCCACAUCCUAACAUGGGUAAAGACUCCAAAGUUGGUAAAACAGCCCUAACAAUAUGUGCGUUUUCAUUUUACAUGCAGGAAAGUUCUGUUUUGUAUGGAUUUUAAGGUUGUGCAAAAAAUAAAGUGUGAGGUUUUGGAGCAGAAAGGAAAAUGAUGACAUGCAAAUCUGGUUGUAAUGAGGGGUGGACUUGUGGGAAUUCACUGUAUUGAUUCAGCAAAUAGUGAUGGAGUGUGUCUCGUGGAUGGUCAGGCAGGCUGGCCUGCUGGGUCCCAGCCCUGCAGUGAUGCCAAUGUAGACUGGCCCUGGAAAACCCACCGAGUAUUGUAAAUGGAUUCAACAUCACAAAUAAACAACUUAUGAAAUGUG
This is a messenger RNA of Lemur catta (Ring-tailed lemur), 1987 nucleotides long. RefSeq names its product prokineticin 2 (gene PROK2). NCBI's taxonomy places the organism in Eukaryota, Metazoa, Chordata, Mammalia, Primates, Lemuridae. The record is from RefSeq and is a predicted model, not a curated record. The transcript is spliced from 3 exons. The coding region runs from base 155 to 481 and encodes 108 amino acids.